Messenger RNA from Manihot esculenta (cassava), 1510 nucleotides. RefSeq names its product phytolongin Phyl2.2. The record is from RefSeq and is a predicted model, not a curated record. Gene Ontology annotation, cellular component: membrane. NCBI's taxonomy places the organism in Eukaryota, Viridiplantae, Streptophyta, Magnoliopsida, Malpighiales, Euphorbiaceae. Bases 305 to 1141 code for a protein of 278 amino acids. The transcript has a single exon.
GUUUUCUUUCACCUUCCAAAGAAUCCUUAUUCUGUUCUCUCUCUCUCUCCCCCAUUUCCAAACCCUAAAGACAGGGAGAAUUGCAGAGCUUCAAAGAGAGGGAGAGAGAGAGAGAGAGAGAACCAAAUAAGUAUUGAAAUUCAUUACAGAGAAAAAUCAAUCAACUCAAUCAAAAAGGGCGAAAAUAUAUCAUAUUUGCAAUGCUAAAUCUAUUUUCUCCAUUCCAGUUUCCAUUUUCUUUCAGAAAUCCAGCUUUUCCAUGAUUGCUGCAUAGAAGAAAAGGAAAGAAAAGAGAAGCCACCAAAUGAUUUCGAAUCCAGAUCUUAUCUUCUAUGCUUGCAUUGCAAAAGGACCCACAAUCCUUUCUGAGUUUUCGUCCUCCAAAGAGCCGGGAAUCGAAGAUAUAGCUAAACAAUGCAUAGAGAAGACCCCUCCUCACCACUCCAUGUUCUCCCAUACCAUUCGCAAGAAGACCUACACCUUCUUAAUCCAUGAACCCUUUGCCUAUUUCGUCAUCUUCGAUGAAGAUCUGGAGAAAUCGGAGUCUAUGUGGUUCUUAGACCGUGUAAAGAUCGCUUUCGAGGAGUUAAUUGCGUCCAAUCCAAUCAAAGAUUUUGAUAAGCUCACUUCCCUUUGUUUUCAAGGUCAAUUCUAUCCUAUUUUCCGCGAGAUACUUUCAUUGGAUGUAGACUUGAUGGAUUCUUUAUUGGAGGAACCAAAGGAUGUUAGGAAUCCAAGUAUAGAUUCGACGAGGGGAAAGAAGUCGGUAGUGAGACCCUUGCUUUCGAAGCCGACUAAAAUGGUGAUGAAGAAGAAGAAGAAACCAUUAGGUUGUGCUGGUGCCGGUGGCGGAGGAGAGGCAAAUGGGGAUCGUCAUAAUCUUAAGGAUGGUGGUGGUGCUAUGAUGGAUAGUAAGGUGAAUCAUGCGUAUGAGAAUGGAAAUAUUGUGGGGAGUAGGGAGUUUUCAGUUUCGAUGUCCCACAAGAAUGGUGGGUAUUAUUUGGCUGAUAACAAACAAAAGGUCAAGCAGAUUUGGAGGAAGCACGUUUGGGUGAUUUUGAUAUUGGAUUUGGUUAUUUGUGCUGUUCUGUUUGGGAUUUGGUUGUGGGUUUGUAGGGGUUUUAAAUGCAUUGAUGGUUGAAUUGGAAUAUCUUGAAAUAUUAAGAAUAAUGUGGGUGUUAGAAGAGGAUUCUGCAUCAGAGAUCAGAGGACAAAUUUGGGAGAGAAGAGUGUAAAUUGGUUCGUCAGAAAUUGUUGUUCCUUGUUCUGGAGUUCUGUUUGGCUUCCAUUGGUAAUAUUUUUUAGCUUCUUGAAGAACUCUUUGGACAAACAAUUUCUGGACAAGUCGUAUAGCUCGUCUUCACAUGCAUAAAUUUCUUGUAUUGCAAUGAAACUGUGAAUACCUACAAGCUACAUACAAAAAUUGUGCAGGCUUUUGUCUUUUUUUUUCCAGUCUUUGUAGCUGCUGGUUAUGAAAUGUUAUUGGCUUAAGCUUCCACAAGUUACUUUC